GCGCUCGACUCUGCCUUCGACCACAUUGCCGCGAUGUCUCUCCCCGUUGUCACCAUAGACGUCGACUAUGAAGAUGAGAAGGGGAAAAUCCAGGACUUCCUGUCCUCCUUCGUCAGUCAAGACAAGGACAUCGCGCGCGGUAUUGCGGACAUCAACAUCAACAACGAUGAUGAUGCACCGAUACCUGGGAGGAAUUUGAAGUAUAUGGAGCAAUUGCAACGAAUUGCGAACCGUGAACAAGAAAUGUUGAUCAUAGACCUUGAGGACAUCUCAGAGCAUCAAAAGACGGUAUCAGAACUCGUUUCACGGAUCAUCCGCAAUACGCGUCGAUAUGUGAUGCUCUUCAGCGAGGCUGUCGACGGCCUCAUGCCGGUCCCGACCAAGGACAUCAGCGAAUUCGACGAGGUCAUUGACGUUAUACUACAUCAACGACGAGAGAGGAAUGAGAGGUUAGAGGGAAAUCAGGCGGGCUUCCCAGAGCAUCUACUGCGACGAUACAACCUCUACUUCCGCCCUUUACGUUCAGAUAUCGCCAUGGCCGUGCGUGAAGUCAAGGGCACGCACUUGGGCAAGCUGAUCACUGUCCGUGGCAUCGUCACGCGUGUGUCGGAAGUCAAACCACUGCUCAAGGUCAAUGCGUACACAUGCGAUGUCUGCGGCUCCGAGACGUUCCAGGAGGUCUCUAGCAAGCAAUUCACGCCCAUCUUCGACUGCCAAAACGAGUCGGAGUGUAAAAAGAACGGAAUUCAUGGCUCACUGCAUAUGCAGACACGAGCAUGUCGCUUCAGCCCUUUCCAAGAAGUCAAAAUUCAGGAGAUGGCCGAUCAAGUGCCUGUUGGUCAUAUUCCGCGAUCCAUGACAAUACAUGUCCACGGUAGCCUCACCCGCCAAACGAGUCCCGGUGACGUUGUCCACCUCGGUGGCAUCUUCCUACCCAUCCCGUAUACCGGUUUCCAAGCUGUGCGCGCCGGUCUCUUGACAGACACGUACCUGGAGGUGCACCAUAUUCACCAACUGAAGAAGCAGUACAGUGAGAUGGAGAUCACACCCGAGAUCCAACGACAGAUCAUCCAGCUCAAGGACGAUCCACAGUUAUACAUUAAGCUCGCCCAGAGCAUCGCGCCAGAAAUUUACGGUCACCUGGACGUGAAGAAGGCGUUACUGCUCUUGAUGGUGGGCGGCGUGACGAAGACGCUAGGAGAUGGUAUGAAGAUCCGUGGCGACCUCAAUGUCUGUCUUAUGGGAGACCCGGGUGUGGCAAAAUCGCAACUGCUAAAGUACAUCUCCAAAGUCGCACCGCGAGGAGUGUACACCACUGGCAAGGGUUCUUCCGGCGUUGGUCUCACAGCGGCGGUCAUGCGAGACCCUGUUACGGACGAGAUGGUUCUCGAGGGCGGCGCCUUGGUUCUCGCCGAUAAUGGCAUCUGCUGCAUUGAUGAGUUCGACAAGAUGGACGAAUCCGACCGGACAGCCAUUCACGAAGUGAUGGAGCAGCAGACGAUCUCGAUAUCGAAAGCAGGUAUCUCCACAACACUCAAUGCACGAACAUCGGUUCUUGCAGCUGCAAAUCCGCUGUACGGGAGGUACAACCCGAAACUCUCUCCAGUCGAGAACAUCAAUCUGCCGGCCGCCCUGCUGUCGCGUUUCGACUUACUCUUCCUGAUCUUGGAUAAACCGACGCGGGACGACGAUGAACGGCUCGCUCAGCACGUCACCCAUGUGCAUAUGUAUAACACUCAUCCAGAGCUAGACUACGACCUAGUCGAUCCCACCCUCGUCCGCCACUAUAUUGCACUGGCCCGACAACACAGACCAACGGUCCCACCAGAAGUGUCUAACUACGUGGUCGAGUCCUAUGUUCGACUACGCAAGGUGUCCAAGGACGACGAGGAACAGAAGAAGUCGCACACGUACACGUCCGCGCGUACGCUGCUCGGUGUACUGCGACUUGCACAAGCUCUCUGCCGUCUGCGGUUCUCAGACCGGGUAGACCACGAGGACGUGAAUGAGGCGCUGCGACUGAUGGAGGUGAGCAAGGAGAGCUUGAACGAGGAUGAAGACGAGGAGCGGGACCAGGAUCGGUCCGCCACCAGCAAGAUCUAUCAUCUCAUUAAGGAUAUGGCGGCGGACAGGAGAGCAUGCGGCAAGAGCAAACGCCGCAAGCGGAGGACGAAGCGGUCAAGAAAAGGUGCCAGGGGCGAGAACGACAUGGACGUCGAUGAUGAACCGGAGAGCUCGGACGAGGAAGAGUCAGAUGAACUGUCCAUGAUAGAUAUCCGUGCUCGUGUGCUGAGAAGCGGUUUCACGGAGGCGCAGCUUAUGGAGACGAUCGUACAGUAUGAGGACAUGGACGUGUGGACCCGGGUUGCUAACAACUCGAAACUGCGUUUCGUCGAUUCUAUGGACGAAUGAUACUCGUUGCUGUAUUUUGCGUACUUUCCUGUCUUGCUGUGUUUUUGAAGGGUCGCUCUGCUGUCUG
Messenger RNA from Rhodofomes roseus, 2479 nucleotides. Its product is annotated as MCM-domain-containing protein. Lineage: Eukaryota; Fungi; Basidiomycota; Agaricomycetes; Polyporales; Fomitopsidaceae. The transcript has 9 exons. The coding region runs from base 34 to 2412 and encodes 792 amino acids. Gene Ontology annotation, cellular component: nucleus; MCM complex. Gene Ontology annotation, biological process: double-strand break repair via break-induced replication; DNA replication; DNA strand elongation involved in DNA replication. The record is from RefSeq and is a predicted model, not a curated record. Gene Ontology annotation, molecular function: ATP binding; single-stranded DNA binding; single-stranded DNA helicase activity.